This is a messenger RNA of Sycon ciliatum, 867 nucleotides long. RefSeq lists its product as uncharacterized. Bases 245 to 688 code for a protein of 147 amino acids. The transcript is spliced from 5 exons. NCBI's taxonomy places the organism in Eukaryota, Metazoa, Porifera, Calcarea, Leucosolenida, Sycettidae. The record is from RefSeq and is a predicted model, not a curated record.
AAUACCGGGAGGUGACACGGCCACACAUCCGGGAUUACGAGCUUUGCCUCACAAAAAAAAUACAAACCGCGCGAAAAUUCAAAUUUUUGCUCUUUUGACAGCGCUGAGAAACCUUCAAAUAGUGACGAGAAGACCAGACGUAUCCCUUCGUGACAAGCUGCCACUUGUUCUUUUCAGCUCGAGCCUUUUUUGGGAGCUACUCUGGUACAUCGUCCACACUGCUGCCAAGUCUCGACUUCCCAAAAUGGAUGGAAGUGACGAAUAUGGAGGACGCUAUCCUAGAACCCGUGGACAGAAGAGGAAGAGCGACGACUUGGGUGCGGCUGCGAAGUCUGCCUGCCCAACGCCAAUUGCUCCUCACCCAAAAACGCACCCCAUUGACGAAGAUCAUCCUUGUAUAGACGAUGAUAAAUACUCUCAUCUGACAAGAACACGUCAUCAGAAGUCACUGCCUGCUGCGAAUAACAGCGCAUCGUGUAUGACAAUCUCUUCACCAACAAGUGCUACCCCCUCUUGUCCAUCGUCACAUAAAGAACAUGGACAGCCGCAAGCUGGAAAUGAUUUCUCAACAGCAGAGAAGAACGAUACUAUCACGUUCACACCCUUGACACAGACUUGCGUCAUAGUGACAUUUGCGAAUAGCUGCCCCUGCAGUAUAAAAUUUAUUUUAUUUUGUGUUUCUCUCUGACGACUAUAGCAUCUGGAUUCGGAAUAGCCUUACUAUCUUGAGACGGGUCAGCCAUACCUGAAACAUGUUGUUCAUUGUGACUAAAACUUGAGUCAACAUUAUCUAUUCCCCUAGAAACGACGUGAAUAACUAAAUGUAAUACAAAUUAAAUUAGGAAGAAAAUUUCACUCUUACAAGCC